This is a messenger RNA of Iphiclides podalirius (scarce swallowtail), 297 nucleotides long. The record is from the annotation of a GenBank genome assembly. Lineage: Eukaryota; Metazoa; Arthropoda; Insecta; Lepidoptera; Papilionidae.
AUGUUCAAGUUUCUAUUGUUUGCCGGUAUCGCAAUCAGUUUCAUUUUAAUCAAUAGAAUCGAAUCUAAAAUGACUACAACAAAAAGUUUUUUCAGUCAAAUUGGCUUGCGUGAAACGAUUUUAGGACGGUUUUUUCCUUCUACAAGCCACCCGUUAAACAGAAACUGCAAGUGCUCCAACGUCUAUAAGCCCGUGUGUGGAUCAAACAACAAGUCAUACUACAACGCAUGUUACUUAACAUGCGAUAAACAGAAUAGUACAGUUGUGGUCGAGCACUCGGGAAAAUGUUUAAUGUUU